Hirsutella rhossiliensis is the source of this 666-nucleotide messenger RNA. RefSeq names its product CHD5-like protein. NCBI's taxonomy places the organism in Eukaryota, Fungi, Ascomycota, Sordariomycetes, Hypocreales, Ophiocordycipitaceae. Gene Ontology annotation, cellular component: GET complex. The coding region runs from base 1 to 666 and encodes 221 amino acids. The transcript is spliced from 3 exons. Gene Ontology annotation, biological process: tail-anchored membrane protein insertion into ER membrane. The record is from RefSeq and is a predicted model, not a curated record.
AUGUCGAACCUUUUAUUUGUCAUCUUUGCCGUCGAGCUCGUGGCGCACAUCAUCAACGCCCUUGGCGCAGCUCGGAUCAAUAACUUGCUUUGGAUACUGAUCAACUAUCUGCCGAUUUCGACGUCGAAAGCUGCCGCUCAGCAGCGCACGCUCCAGGCCGAGUAUCUACGGGCCCGGCGGGAUCUCAACGCGACGAGCAGCCAGGACGAGUUUGCAAAAUGGGCCAAGCUGCGACGGCAGCACGACAAGCUGCUUGAACAGCUCGAUGCAGCGAAGAAAGGACUGGAAGCCUCCAAGUCCAAGUUCGACAACUCCCUCACCGUCGUCCGACUGCUGUUGACCAAGGGGCCGCAAUACUUUCUCCCGUUCUGGUACGGCAAAGAGGCCAUGUUCUGGCUGCCCUACGGCUGGUUCCCGUACUACGCCGAGUGGAUUAUAUCCUUCCCCAGUGCUCCGAUGGGGAGCGUGAGCGCUCCGUCGUGGCAACUGGCAUGCUCGGGAUUCAUUACCCUCGUGUCCGAGCUCAUCGUCUUUGUUGGAGGUGUGGUCUUUCGAGGGGCGGAGACGGACGAGACAAAAGGAAAGCCACAAAGUGCUGGCUCGAAGAUGGCGGUGCCCGCAGCACAGACGACGACGGAGGGCGACAAGGAAAAGAAGGAAUUAUAG